Messenger RNA from Necator americanus (New World hookworm), 687 nucleotides. RefSeq lists its product as uncharacterized. NCBI's taxonomy places the organism in Eukaryota, Metazoa, Nematoda, Chromadorea, Rhabditida, Ancylostomatidae. The transcript has 6 exons. Gene Ontology annotation, molecular function: oxidoreductase activity, acting on a sulfur group of donors, disulfide as acceptor. The coding region runs from base 1 to 687 and encodes 228 amino acids. The record is from RefSeq and is a predicted model, not a curated record.
AUGCUAUUCUUCGUCCCGUUUAUCCUCAUUCCUAUAACUACAAAGAGUGCAUUCUCUAUACCAAGCUUUCCCCAACCGACACAAGAGAAUUCGAUCGUUGAGCAGAACGAAAAUCCGGUGACUGUGGAUGUAGUCGGUGAAUCAGAGUGUCCGGAUACCACUCGAUUCAUCGCAAAUCAGCUAUUGCCAGCCUUUAAGAAAUUCCGCACUCGCCUUCAGAUUAACUACCAUCCUUAUGGGCCUUUCCGGCGUACACGUUGCUACCAGAAGAACAAUGGAACAGUGGCGUGUGCGUGCCAACAUGGACGAGAAGAAUGCCGAAAAAAUGCGCUACAAGCUUGUGUAAUUGAUGCCUUACCUAAUGCAGUAGAUUAUCUGGAUAUCGUGGCUUGUAUCCAAGGUCCGUUCGGAUUCAGUUACGCAUUUUUUAAAUGCAUUGCAAAUUCUGCAGUUUCUGGACAACUCGAUCAAAAUAGAAUGUUUCAAUGUGCAAACAGUGAUGAAGGUAGACUGUUGAUGGCUAAACAUGGUAGAGAAUCGCUCAACUUUGGUGCAAACAUAAACUGGGUGCCUUGGAUCGCUGUAAAUGGGUUACGGAUUCCUGCAGCUGAAAAACAUUUCGAGGCUGUCUUAUGCAACCAAUACUUUGAUCCGCGACCUCCAGAAUGCCAAAGCCUAAGAUCCUAG